ACAAAUGUUAUCCUCGGCAGAUGCAGAUCUGUGGCACCAGAAUAGCAGCCGUAGCAGCUGAGAAGCCAUUCUGACAUCUUGGCCCAGUGUCUUGGUGGCAAUUUGAUAUGAAGAUGGCAGCCCGGGUGCUGUGGGGCAGCCUCAGCCUGCUCCGCCUGGGAUGGUGUCUUCUUCCACAGACAGGCUAUGUGCACCCAGAUGAGUUCUUCCAGUCACCUGAGGUCAUGGCAGAGGACAUCCUGGGCAUAGAGGCUGCACGGCCCUGGGAGUUCCACCCCAACAGCUCCUGCCGCACGGUGGUCUUCCCCCUGCUGACCUCGGGCUCUGCCUUCUGGAUGCUCAAGCUCUGGGAAGAGUGGGGGCCAUGGCCUGGCCCAGUGAGUGGCUACAUGCUGCUGGUGGGGCCCCGACUCCUCCUCACUGCCCUCUCCUUUGCCCUGGACGCGGCUGUGUACCACUUGUCCCCUCUGUGGGGGGCAGAGCGCUGGAACGCCCUGGUCCUGCUGUCUGGUUCCUACGUUACCCUGGUCUUCUACACAAGGACCUUCUCCAACGCCAUCGAGGGACUGCUCUUUGCGUGGCUGCUGGUGCUGGUAUCCCACCGUGUGGCUUGGAGCCCCACACCCAAGAAGCCUGCUCUAGGCCCGUGGUGGCACAGCUGGCUCCUUGGAGGCAUCGUGGCUGCUGGCUUCUUCAACCGGCCCACCUUUCUGGCCUUCGCUCUGGUCCCCCUCUUCCUCUGGGGCAUUUGUGGAGCCACAAACCCUGGCUUCAAGUCACUGACCCAGGAAGCCCUGGUGCUGCUCCCAGGGGCGGCCCUCACAGCAGCAGUGUUUGUGGCCGUGGACAGCUGGUACUUCUCCAGUCCAUCUAGAUCUAGUACCCUUGUCCUCACACCUGCCAACUUCUUGCUCUACAACCUGGAUCCUCAAAACCUGGCGAGGCACGGCACACACAUGCGGCUCACUCACCUGGUGGUCAACGGCUUCCUGCUCUUCGGCGUGCUGCAUGCCUGGGCCCUGCGUGCUGCGUGGCAAGAGCUGCAAGCCUUCCCCCAGGCCUUUGCACAAAGGGGCUUCCUGAGGGCGCUGGACGCCCGGAGCCUGCUUUCCAGCCCCAGGUCUCCCCUCCUGCUCCUCUACUUCAUGCCCCUAGCCCUGCUGUCUGCCUUUAGCCACCAGGAGGCUCGGUUUCUGAUCCCCCUUCUUGUCCCCCUAGUCCUGCUUUGUAGUUCACAGACCCAACCUGGGCCCUGCAAAAACACCCUGGUCCUCUUCAAUGCCCUGGGGGCCCUCUUCUUCGGCUGCCUGCACCAGGGGGGCCUAGUGCCUGGCCUGGAGCACCUGGAGCGGGUGGUCCACGCGCCUGUGCUCCCAAGCAUACCCACCCACUACACACUCCUCUUCACCCACACCUACAUGCCCCCCCGGCACCUCCUAUACCUCCCAGGCCUGGGGUCACCCGUGGAGGUGGUGGACAUGGGUGGGACUAAGGACCGGGUCCUGUGCCAAGCGCUGGACAACUUCACCAGACAACCAGCCUGCCAGGUGGCUGGUGGGCCAUGGCUCUGCCGCCUUUUUGUGGUGACCCCUGGCACCACCAGGCCUGCCGUGGAGAAGUGCAGCUUCCCCCUCAAGAGUGAGACACUCCUGUUUCCCCACUUGACCCUGGAGGACCCCCCAGCCCUGUCCUCCCUGCUGAGUGGGGCUUGGAGGGACCAUCUCAGCCUUCACAUCUUGGAGCUGGGGGAGAAGCCUGACAAUAUGACAGAAAAGCCACUGCCCAAGAUUCAGCCAUAGGUGAAGGUGCCGCUCCACCUUCUACGUGGGUAGCUGGGCUGGGACAGAGCCCUCAUUCUCUUCCUCUCCUUUCCCUUCCAGAAUCCCCAUCUCUGC
This is a messenger RNA of Ceratotherium simum simum (southern white rhinoceros), 1895 nucleotides long. It is a transcript of the gene PIGZ, whose product is annotated as phosphatidylinositol glycan anchor biosynthesis class Z (Gwada blood group). Gene Ontology annotation, cellular component: endoplasmic reticulum membrane. Gene Ontology annotation, molecular function: alpha-1,2-mannosyltransferase activity. NCBI's taxonomy places the organism in Eukaryota, Metazoa, Chordata, Mammalia, Perissodactyla, Rhinocerotidae. The record is from RefSeq and is a predicted model, not a curated record. Gene Ontology annotation, biological process: GPI anchor biosynthetic process.